AUGUGUUUGGAAAAAUCUUCAUCUUUACAUGGUCUUAGGGGCGGUGGUCUUGGAGGCGAUGGUGGCAGUCUUAGAAGCGGUGGUGGUCUUAGGGGCGGCGGUCUCAGAGGCGGUGGUGGUCUCAGAGGCGGCGGUAGUUCCGGAGGGACCUGUUAA
Messenger RNA from Dentiscutata erythropus, 156 nucleotides. Lineage: Eukaryota; Fungi; Glomeromycota; Glomeromycetes; Diversisporales; Gigasporaceae. The record is from the annotation of a GenBank genome assembly.